CCCUGUCACAGCCCUCCCACACCCACUGUGUGAAUCCGCACGUAAUCUCGCGAGAAGAGACUUGUGACGUCUGGAUUUGCUACCCAGUAGCAUUCUAGGAACUACACCUUAACGGCGCUGCGGGACUUUUAAACAGCGAUCAGGGUGCGGGGCUUUGUCAACAAUAUCGAGGCUGUCCCGGUUGGAGCGGAAUCAUUGGGCGAACUUGCUCACAUGGCCACAAAAAUGUUGAAAAGCAAGUUGGGGUCAAACUCUGGUGAUAUGGAAAAGCUAAAGAAAGAAAAUGAAACCUUAAAGAAAACACUGGAAGAAAUGUCUAAAUCAAAAGAAAAAUCUGAUGAACGAAGAAACAAGCUGUUGGAGGUAAAGGUUCUCUUACAAGAAAUACUUGAAUCUGAAACUUUGAGAGAGCACUAUAGCCAAGAAAUAGCUAAGAAGAGUGAGGAGAUUGACAGUCUAACAGAAGAACUAAGAUAUGGUAGAGAGGAGAAUGGUGCAUUUCAUGUAAUAGAUGCAGAACAAGUUGCUGAUGACAUCCAGAGCCAGCUAUCUGCUGUUCAAAAUCGUAUUAACUCCAUAACUAAUUAUUUACAGCAAGACUUGGAGGAUUCGAAAAAAGGGGAAGUUGCAAAUAAUUUAAAUCUGCUGGAGAGCCAAUUGAAAGACGCACUGGAGAAAAACCAGAAGUGGUUGGUGUAUGAUCAGCAGCGUGAAGAGUAUGUGAAGGGACUUAUGUGCCGAAUCUAUGAGCUGGAGCAACAGCUGGGAAAUGCUAACAAAACAAUCCAACAACAAGCAAAGGACACUCCAUCUGCAGCUAAGCAAGAUGAUGAGAAGCAGAAAUACUAUGAUAAACUUCUUUUAGCUGCAAAGAAAGACCUUGACAAUGAAAAAAAAAUUGCUUCCCAGUUAAGAGCUCACCUCGCUGCUAUGAAAGCAGAACGGGAUGAGGAAAGACAGUCCUAUAAAGAGAAAAAGCAGAAAUUAAGAGCUGAGCUUGAAGUAUCCAAACAAGAGACGGAAGAAGAAAAAAAGAGAACAAAAGAGCUCACUAACCAGAUCCAAGCUAUGAGCAUGUCACUGCUAAAGCAGCACCAACAACAGAACCAAAUUGCUUUACUGGAACAACAGAAAAAUACCAGCGAUAUCUGUAACAUAGUUCCAUCCUGGACCUUACACACUGACUUUGAAGAGAAACUGACCAUCCGAGCUCAGCACUCGCCCCCGCAUCGCAGAAGUCUGUUGGAUGAGAGUUUGCUGGAGUGUCCCAAUUGUAAAGCGGUGUAUCCUGCCAGCCAGCACAGAGAACUGCUCGCUCACAUUGACUACUGCACUAGCUAAACACAGCCCAACCGCACUUCUGGACUUCUGCAUUGGAAAAACUGACUGCUUCAAAGCUUCAGGCUUUUGUAAUAACUUCUGAUUGGGUGGGGGGGAGGGGUCAGGAAGAAGCAUUGCAUGUUUAGUUUAUAUCUUCUUCUUUUUUUUUUUAUUACACACUCCACACUUUUAAUAUUCCUGAAUGUUUUAUCCCUUUUCUAAAUCCAUUGGAAUCUACAAUGCUCUGACUGUAUUUUUAUAGACAUGGUUGCACUUGGCCUUGCCUGAAACAGGUGGCAAGUUAGAAAGUAUAAUAAGCCAAAUGUUUUUACAGAUAUUACUUUGCUUUCUAUCCAGUUACUGUAUGAUUAUUAAUACAAAUUGUAUUUUAGAUUUAUAGAAGGAAACAUUAAAUUACUGGGAGUGCCAAUAUGGUACCACCUAGUUCAGACUUGGAGCUUUCAAAGGACAAAGUCUUCAAAAAGUUUGUGUGCGACACUUGCACCAAGCUUGAACUUACACAGGGAAUACAAAUGUACUUUGGGCUGGUGCUCUGUUUGAAGGUUUACCUUUAUGUUAACUUUUAUUAUGUUGUGGAACAUCCUUUUCCUCUGCUCUGUGAGGCUAGAAUUAUUACUUGUCUCUCUAUUUAAGUCCUCUCCUAUUCAUAUUGCAAAAACAAAACAAAAAAAAAAUUGUCUCAGAAUUUUAAUAUCUGUGUUGAAGGUGAAGCACCCCUUAAAGAUUGGGAGUCUUGGCCUAGGGUUUUAGGUUAUAGCAAUAAGUCCCUGUGUGGGUGGUUACAAAUUGGCACCCACGUAAUGUUUCCUUCUUCUUUCAGGUGUUCGCUCUAAACUACUGACUAAAAUAUGCUGAGUGCUUACAGGCAUUUUGUGUACAUAAUACAUCAUAUUCAAUGUGGUAGUUACAAAGGAGUGGAAAGGCGCAAAUAGUCAGCGUAGCUAUUUAUUAAUAUUAUUUUACACCCAGCCAGUAGUUUUUGCUGGUGUAAUGCCUUUAGAAAGGUAAAAGUAAUUUCUAACUGGUUACUAGGGGCUUAUAGGACUGGGCCAAACUGAAUGGGGUCCCUGAUAGCAGCUGUUGCUUUGCGGUAUUAAUGGCUUGCAGCUGGCUUUCACAUACUUUCCCUAGGAAGCUGAAUUAUUGCCAUAAUGAACUUAAUAUAUAAAUAAAUUGUGUUUUAGUACUGUUUCCAUAUGCACUUUUACUUACCCUUUAAAUGAAAACUGAAUUGCUUAGGGCAUCUAGAUAUUUUUUUUUAUUAUUUUUGCGCUGGAUUUGUUAAGAACCAUUAAUAUAUUUUGACUUUUUAUUACAAAAUCUAAGUCUGUAUAUAAUAAAGUUAUAUUUAAUAAAAGCUGUAUCAUUU
Molecule: messenger RNA, 2710 nt
Organism: Xenopus tropicalis (tropical clawed frog)
Lineage: Eukaryota; Metazoa; Chordata; Amphibia; Anura; Pipidae
Gene: cep55
Product: centrosomal protein 55kDa
Exons: 8
Coding region: 214-1341 (375 amino acids)
Biological process (GO): regulation of phosphatidylinositol 3-kinase/protein kinase B signal transduction; mitotic cytokinesis
Cellular component (GO): cleavage furrow; Flemming body; centriole
Source: RefSeq, a predicted model, not a curated record